AUGACCUCACCAACAUAUUUAUCUACUACAAAACCAAAUGCAUCGUCACCACCCAAUUCAUCAGGAAUCGAUUCUCAAAAGUGUACUGUACACUCGCAAGAGUCGUUGAAAUGGUUCUGCACUCAAUGCAACGUGUUUGUGUGCGGUGACUGUAUCGUAGAGACACACAAUGGACACAAGAUACAGAGACUUAAAGAUUUAGAGAUUGGUUGGAAGAAGUACGAUCUCUCGGGCACCUCACCCUCUCCAUCACUACCACCACCAUCACCACCGAUUGUUAACAAAUCUGAAAGCCUUCAGGUACCGAUUGUUAACAAACCUGAAAGCCUUCAGAUAGUACCAGUAUCGAUCACGCCCAAAACCAUUGUCCGUCCAGACACUUACUACAAGUAUUUUGCAAGUCAAACACCAACAUUUGAUACAGUGUCAAAGAUCUAUGCCUCUGAAAAGCACGGUGCUGCCCCUAUGCCUGCCAACUCUAGUUUCUCGACACAGUACAUAUCAGGUGCUCAAUUUCAUACAAUCAACCCCCACGUGAUUAAAAUGACCACCGAGGAUUUCAUCGAUGAAGUAAAUAGAGAAUCAUCAAUCAACAAAUUCAUUUCAAACAAUCUUAAUAAUGAUAUUGCAUACUCCUCAUUUGAAUACACUCAUCUUGGUCAUCUGAUGGAUCAGUGGAAUCAAUUAAAUGUUCAAAAUGAUAUAUUUUUGGUCUCAAAACAAAAUGAUCAUUUAAUUUCACAAUCUCCUACUCCUCCUCUCUCAACCAUCAAUAAUAAUAAUAAUACAGAAAGUGUAAUAGUUACAACAACAACAACAACACCAGCACCACCACCAAAACCAACCAAAUAUGAAUUUAUGGUAAAUGAUACAGUUGUUAGUAAAUCAAUGAAUUAUCUUAGACAGGCAUGUGAGCUCGUUGUAAAUGAUUUGUCGGUAGGUAAUGAAAGUACAGAGAAAUAUAUCAAAGAGAAUACAAUUAGAUAUAUUUACUGUUUGUGUGGAAUGGAGAAUACACAACAUUUAUCAUUGGUAGAGGUAUAUGAUAUUCAACAAAACAGAUGGGGGCUUGCAGAAGGUUCAAGAAUGAAACGUGCAUGCUCAUCAUCAUCUGUUGUAUCAAUCCUAGAUUAUGUAUACAUUUUUGGUGGUAAUGACUCCUUGUCAACCUAUGAAAGAAUGGAUCUUUAUUCUGGUAAAUGGGAUUGCUUGGAUAAUAUUCAAACCACUGGUGGUUCAUCAAUGGCAGCCGUUUGGGAUGAAGGUCGUUAUAUAUACCUAGUUGGUGGUAUCCAAAAUAAUAAUACAUUGGGUCGUGUCGAUAGAUUUGAUAUUAUGACUGGUAGAUGUUCAAAUCUCGGUCAACUCAAACGUCCUCGUUAUUAUUGUUUUGCUUGUUAUCUAGAUGGUAUCAUUUAUGUGAUUGGAGGUACCCAUAAAGAACCAGAAAAAGCAUAUACAAUGGUGAAUGACAUUGAAGCAUUUAGUAUUUCAGACGGGUCAUCAAAACAAAUCUAUCAAUUUAACAAUAGUUCUUCACGUGUUGAAGGGUUUUGUUUUGAUAAAAGAGAAUACAUUUACUUUCUUACAAGUACAGAGUUUUGUAGAUUCUCUGUAUUUACAAGAAAAGCAGAAUCACUUGCAGAGGUACCAGUCCGUGAUGGUAAAUUUGGUCUGUCCCUUGUAUUUGGAUUUGUCAAUAACUUUCCCAAAAUCUAUCUCAUUGGUGGCAAACAUCCAACCAAUUUUAUAUAUGACAUUAAUAGUAACUCUUGGGACGCGACAUUUCCAUCGAAAUCAAAGUACACUUAUUUUCAUGGGGCCGUUGGUGUUGGAGAAAUUAUCCCAAAAGCAUCAGAUACCUACCAAAUGCAAUUACAACAGCAAAAAGCUCAACAAAAUAUUCAACCAGCCCCUGUUUUACAGAAAAGAGGUGCUGUUACACCUACUCCAAAAAAAUAA
Molecule: messenger RNA, 1962 nt
Organism: Cavenderia fasciculata
Lineage: Eukaryota; Evosea; Eumycetozoa; Acytosteliales; Cavenderiaceae
Exons: 1
Coding region: 1-1962 (653 amino acids)
Molecular function (GO): protein binding; zinc ion binding
Source: RefSeq, a predicted model, not a curated record